AUGGUUUUGUUGGUGCAUAUGACUCUAUUUUCUGGAUGCCUGGUAUUUAUGACUGGAAUGUAUAAUGUCGAGGCCUGGGCUUACCAUUACAACAUCGACAGUAAUUUGGACUGGACAGCAGCUCGUCAGUGGUGUCAAACGCAUUUCACAGAUAUGGUGGCCAUCCAAAACCAGGCAGAAAUUGCAUACCUUAACGAAAUUCUCCCUUUCCAUCGGGCAUACUACUGGAUUGGCAUUAGGAAGAUUGACGGCCAUUGGACAUGGGUUGGGACCAAAAAGCGCUUGGUCAUCGAAGCAGCAAACUGGGCGACAGAUGAACCGAAUAACCAGGGGACUGGAGAAGACUGUGUGGAGAUUUACAUCAAGAGGAACAAAGACACAGCCAAGUGGAAUGACGAAAGGUGCAGCAAGAAAGCAACUGUGUGUUAUUUAGCCUCUUGCACUGAGACGUCCUGCAGUGAGCAUGCUGAGUGUGUGGAGACUAUUGGAAACUACACAUGUCAGUGUGACCCUGGUUUCAUGGGCCCACGCUUUGUCCAGUGCCAGCCUGUUGAAAAUCCACAACAGGGUAUUGUGAAGUGUGACGGCGUCUUUGGAGUGUUUCAUUUUAACUCAUCAUGCCAGUUCCAAUAUGCCACUGGGUUCAAUCUGGAGGGGGCACAGAGGAUACACUGCUUGGCAUCAGGACAUUGGAAUAAUGCCCUUCCUGUUUGUCAUGCUGUCAAAUGUCGGCCAAUCAUUGAUGUCCCUCGUGGUUUGACAAUGAUCUGUACUCAUCCGCUUUCCAUGAAUAGCUUCAACUCAAGCUGUGAGUUUGAGUGUAAGGAGGGUUAUGAGCUCAAUGGUUCAAAGACAACCUGGUGUGACCACACUGGCCACUGGACAGACAAAUCCCCCACCUGCACAGGCUCCUAA
This is a messenger RNA of Danio aesculapii, 915 nucleotides long. RefSeq names its product L-selectin-like. The record is from RefSeq and is a predicted model, not a curated record. Gene Ontology annotation, molecular function: oligosaccharide binding; sialic acid binding. NCBI's taxonomy places the organism in Eukaryota, Metazoa, Chordata, Actinopteri, Cypriniformes, Danionidae. Gene Ontology annotation, cellular component: external side of plasma membrane; membrane. Gene Ontology annotation, biological process: heterophilic cell-cell adhesion; leukocyte tethering or rolling; response to cytokine.